Molecule: messenger RNA, 588 nt
Organism: Rhizophagus irregularis DAOM 181602=DAOM 197198
Lineage: Eukaryota; Fungi; Glomeromycota; Glomeromycetes; Glomerales; Glomeraceae
Source: RefSeq, a predicted model, not a curated record
CAAAAUCCAGCCAGGUUCUACUGCUCUAUUUGCAAAAGGUGUACUAAAGGUUUCAAAAGUCAAGUAGAACUGCAAAGACAUGAGACAUUAAAACACAUAGCAUAUAACAUGCCUCCACAGCAUAUUUGUUCAGUUUCAAAAUCAGAACUUUUACAUCUCAAAAGGAUUAUAGUUAAAGAAUUGCAGAAACGGCUCAAUAACCAUCAUACUGCAGUAGGAGAGCAAACAUUCUCAAUACAUUGCAGUGAAGAUGCAUUUGUUGGUCUUUUUAAAAAAUAUAUUACGCAUUAUUCUCCUUGUAGAUCAUCUUAUUUUUGUAGUUUUAAAGGAGAAGGAGCAUUUGAUAAAAUAGGGAGGUUACUAAAUGAUAAAAACUGGGGGGAACAUAAUUAUAUAAAAGGCCAACUGAGUUUUGCCAUUUAUAUGUAUCUGAAGAGUUUGAAAAUAAUAGUUAUAAACAAAAAAAUAUUAGUCAAUGGAGAAAUGACCGUUAAGUGGAAAGUAACAGGUGGUAAAGAUAAAGAAAAUCAUAAAUUUGAAGCAGGUUCUGCUCAAUUUCAUUUUUUUUUAGAUCAAUGUCAAAUUUAA